Molecule: messenger RNA, 1598 nt
Organism: Scophthalmus maximus (turbot)
Lineage: Eukaryota; Metazoa; Chordata; Actinopteri; Pleuronectiformes; Scophthalmidae
Gene: atad1b
Product: ATPase family AAA domain containing 1b
Exons: 10
Coding region: 139-1236 (365 amino acids)
Cellular component (GO): mitochondrial outer membrane
Molecular function (GO): ATP binding; ATP hydrolysis activity
Source: RefSeq, a predicted model, not a curated record
CCUCCUCCGCCGUGCAGGGGGCGGUAGUGAGUCCACACUCAGUAGAAGAAGACAACAUGCACCAGCACCACCGAAGAAGAACGGAUCGAGGAAGCGCCGCCGCCUGACGUGACCGGAGCAGCUCAGUGUUUCAUCACCAUGGUGUUGAGGGACGUCCCAGUUGAGAACAUCACCCGUCCUCUGGGCAGGAACGAGGUCAUCGGCCUCCUCUUCCGCCUGACCAUAUUUGGAGCCGUCACCUACUUCACCAUCAAGUGGAUGGUGGACGCCAUCGACCCGACCAGGAAGCAGAAGCUGGAGGCUCAGAAACAGGCCGAGAAGCUGAUGCGUCAGAUCGGAGUGAAAAACGUGAAACUGUCCGAGUACGAGAUGAGCAUCGCCGCUCACCUGGUCGACCCGCUGAGCAUGCAGAUCACCUGGAGCGACGUUGCUGGUCUGGACGAGGUGAUCACGGAGCUGAAGGAGACGGUGAUUCUACCUGUUCAGAAGAGACACUUGUUCCACGGCUCGAGACUCCUGCAGCCCCCGAAAGGCGUGUUGCUGUACGGGCCCCCUGGCUGCGGUAAAACGCUGAUUGCCAAGGCAACGGCGAAGGAGGCGGGGUUUCGCUUCAUCAACCUGCAGCCGAGCACGCUGACGGACAAAUGGUACGGGGAGUCGCAGAAACUGGCCGCCGCCGUCUUCUCAUUGGCUGUUAAACUGCAGCCGUCAAUCAUCUUUAUCGACGAGAUAGACUCGUUCUUGCGGAGUCGCUCCAGCUCGGAUCACGAAGCCACGGCCAUGAUGAAGGCUCAGUUCAUGAGUCUGUGGGACGGACUGGACACAGACCACGACUGUCAGGUGAUCAUCAUGGGAGCCACCAACCGGCCUCAGGACCUGGACUCUGCCAUCCUGAGGAGGAUGGCCACCAGGUUCCACAUCAACCAGCCGAGUGUGGGGCAGAGAGAGCAGAUCCUCAAACUCAUCCUGGAGAACGAGAGGGUCGACUCCUCGAUCGACCUCGUCAACGUCGCCAAGGAAACGGAGGGUUUCUCAGGAAGUGACCUCAGAGAGACGUGUCGUGACGCCGCACUGCUCUGUGUCCGAGACUUCGUCCAUGCUCAAAGCGACAGCUCGUCUGACGACUUCAUCCGUCCCAUCCAUCAGUCCGAUCUUCAGAAAGCCAUCGGUAAGAUGAAGAAAUCUAAAUUAGCCGGUGGCCCGGCGGGCGCCCUGCAGCACGCCGCUCUGGACUGAUCACGUGACCGAUCACAUGACCGAAGUCAGCUGAUCGUCAACAUGGCGCUUCUGUCUGUUUUCAUUUCAGCCUGAUGUCGAGCUGCGUCAUCAGGGACGUUUGAGAAACAUUAAUUUAACGUCUACUUUGAGUUUUUACUUUGAUCCAUGUCCCAUCUGAUAACAUGGAGAGGGCGGGGCUUAUGACCUGUACUGCAGCCAGACACCAGGGGGCGAUGUGACGAUUCCACUUCAUGUCAUCAUCUUUAUUUAGAGUUUCUGAUCAAUCGUCAUGUUCAGACUUUGAGUUUGUCUGAUUUCAUUGCAUCUGUUUUGCUUUUACAACUUUUACAUUUACUGUAAAUAAAGUUUUGAGGAAACGA